Molecule: messenger RNA, 1663 nt
Organism: Oryza sativa Japonica Group (Japanese rice)
Lineage: Eukaryota; Viridiplantae; Streptophyta; Magnoliopsida; Poales; Poaceae
Source: RefSeq, a predicted model, not a curated record
UCACCGGGGUGCUUAGCUGCUAAGAUAAAACUGAAGUGACGAAGGAAGGAAGGAAGCAAGUCGUAGAAGAAAGUGACCAACGAUCCAUCCAUCCAACCCUUCCAAAGACCAAGAUGAUGAUGAUAGCUUCUCCUCUACUAUUAAUACCCCUUCUACUUCUCCCUCCUCAUCUCAUUCAUUACUCACUCUUUUACUCUUCUUGACAAGAGUAGAACAACAACAACAUCAUCAUCAUCUAUCACACACACUAUCAGGGCAGGUGAUCGAAUAGCUAGGAAGCAAGCAAGCAGAGAGUAGUAGAUCGAGUGAUCGGAGGAUGGGGUCGCGGUACGAGGUGGAGGUGACGGUGUCGUCGGCGCGGGACCUCAAGAACGUCAACUGGCGCAACGGCGACCUCAAGCCCUACGCCGUGCUCUGGGUCGACGACGGCGCCAAGUGCUCCACCCGCGUCGACCUCGACAACGCCGACAACCCCAACUGGGACGACAAGCUCACCCUCCCUCUCCCCCCCUCCUCCCGCCUCGACGACGCCCUCCUCUACCUCGACGUCGUCCACGCCAACGCCGCCGAGGGCGUCAAGCCGCUCGUCGGCUCCGCCCGCCUCCCGCUCCGCGACGUCCUCGACGACGCCGGCGUAGGCGCCCGCGUCUCCCGCUCCCUCCGCCUCAAGCGCCCCUCCGGCCGCCCCCAGGGACGCCUCGACCUCCGCCUCGCCGUCCGCGAGUCCGCGCGCUACUACGACCCCUCGCCCUACCCGGCUCCCUACGGCCAACCCGCCGGAACACGCGACCCCUAUGGCGCCCCGCCUCCGGCCUACAGCUCCGGCUCAGGCGGGCAGUACCCGUACGGUGGUGGCUACGGCUCAGGCGGGUACGCGGCGCCGCCGGCAGGGUACCCGAGCGCCUACGGGGCGCCGCCACAGCCAGCGUACGGCGGCGCGCCUCCUGUGGCGGCGUACGGUGCAGCAGGUGGGGCGCCGGUGGUUGUGGAGGAGACGAAGAAGAAGAGCAAGAUGGGGAUGGGGACAGGGCUGGCGGUGGGCGCGGCGGCGGGCGUGCUGGGAGGGCUGGCGCUGGCCGGCGGCGCGAGCUACCUGGAGGACAAGUUCGAGGAGGGCGUGGCGGAGAAGGUGGAGGACGAUCUCGACAGAGACGACGACUACGCCGCCGGCGGCUACGACGACGACUAUUAAUUAAUUCCAUUUUCAUUUUAUUCAUCCAACCACACCACGCCUAUCCCUGCACUUCAAAGUUCAAACUCAUCCUAAUAUAACCGAAUAAUAAUACCUAUACUUACUAUUACCUCUUUUUAUAUGAUACUCCAAUAAUUGAGAAACACAAAUUAAACAAGAGUAAUAAUCAAUUUUUGGUUUAGAAAACAACUCAUUAUUCAUGCUGAUGAUGAUGUGUUGUUCAUUUCUUUUUCAUUCAAGGGGGGAAAAAAGAAUCUUUCUCCUCGCCAAGAAAGAGAGAUGUUGAUGAACAAUAUUUAUAUCAGACCGAUCCAGUGUGGAUUUGGACAUUCCUGCACUGUCGUCUAUCGGUGUGGAAUUGUCUAUAAAAUACUCCAUCUAUUUCUAAAUAUUCAAUACCGUUUAUUUUUCUAAAUAUGUUUGACCGUUCGUUUUAUUUAAAAAAAAUUAAGUAAUUAUUAAUUCUUUUCC